This is a messenger RNA of Helianthus annuus (common sunflower), 1050 nucleotides long. Its product is annotated as glutamate--tRNA ligase, chloroplastic/mitochondrial. The transcript is spliced from 11 exons. NCBI's taxonomy places the organism in Eukaryota, Viridiplantae, Streptophyta, Magnoliopsida, Asterales, Asteraceae. The record is from RefSeq and is a predicted model, not a curated record. Gene Ontology annotation, molecular function: glutamate-tRNA ligase activity; ATP binding. Gene Ontology annotation, biological process: glutamyl-tRNA aminoacylation. The coding region runs from base 1 to 741 and encodes 246 amino acids.
AUGGAAACGCAAGAUGGAAUGCAUCAUGAAGUGUUCCCGGGGAGUUCAUCUUGCAAAUGCUAUUUCUUCGACAAUUUAGGGAAAUUGAGCCCUACUGAGAUAUCUGGAGAUGGAUUUGAUGGGAGAUUUAAGGACGUUAGCUGGAAUCUAGACACAUUUGGGGAUUUUGUAGUUAUGAGGAGUAAUGGACAACCUGUAUAUAAUUUUUGUGUCACGGUUGACGCUGCUACCAUGGCUAUUACACAUGUUAUAAGGGCAGAAGAGCACUUACCUAAUACACUAAGGCAAGCAUUGAUAUAUAAGGCUUUGGGGUUCCCGAUGCCUUCUUUUGCACACGUUUCAUUGAUUCUUGCCCCUGAUCGGAGCAAAUUGUCCAAAAGACAUGGUGCAACUUCAGUAGGGCAGUAUAGGGAAAUGGGGUAUUUGCCUCAAGUGAUUGUGAAUUACCUAGCAUUGUUAGGCUGGAGUGAUGGGACUAAUGAUGAAUUUUUUACUGGAUCCGAUGGGUUAGUACAAUUGUACAUAUAUGGAGCCAUAUUUGAUGCAGUAAAAUUGAGAAGGGAGCAAUGGAGGAGUGCUGGCAUACUCAAUGAAUCAGAAGGGGUUUUCAUACAAGAUGCCUUUAAGCUCUUGGAGGGCGGAAUGGACUUGAUAACAGAUGCCGACAAGUUACUUUUAGACUUGCUAUCUUAUCCUUUACAUGCUACUCUAUCAAGGUUGUGUUUGGGUUCAUAUGUAUGACAUGAUUUUCGGGCUGGGUUAGGCAAUAUUAGUGACCUGUGUGUACAUAGCAGAGAAGACCCUGAGAUUGAAAAGUUGAACUUAGUUAUCAAGGAGCUCGUUAAGGAAAAAGAAAGGUUCAAUGGAAUUAUUGCGGGGUUGUUGGCGAAAAAAAGAAAAAGAUAAGGUGGAUAAAGAUGUUAUGCUUGAUAGGAUGUCACAAAUUGAAGCUAUGUUAAUAACUACAGUUUGAAGAUAGGCUAUAAACACUUGGUUUUAAAUGUUUAGAUGUUUAUCUUAUUUGGAUAAUUUUAAUUAUUUUAUGUUUUA